Molecule: messenger RNA, 1141 nt
Organism: Suricata suricatta (meerkat)
Lineage: Eukaryota; Metazoa; Chordata; Mammalia; Carnivora; Herpestidae
Product: ADP-ribose glycohydrolase MACROD2-like
Exons: 15
Coding region: 448-1050 (200 amino acids)
Source: RefSeq, a predicted model, not a curated record
GGGGUUUCUCUGCUUUGAAGUCAGCAUCCACGUGGAUUGUGGGUGGAUGGCUGUAUUCACAGAGCAGCUGGCCCCUGUUUAUUGGCUGAAUGUCGUAACCUGAAUGGCUGUGAAACUGGACAUGCAAAAAUCACAUGUGGCUAUGACCUGCCUGCAAAAUAUGUCAUCCAUACUGUAGGACCAAUAGCUAGAGGCCAUAUUAAUGGUUCCCACAAGGAAGACCUUGCAAAUUGCUAUAAAUCAUCUCUGAAGCUGGUGAAGGAAAAUAACAUCCGAUCAGUUGCAUUUCCCUGCAUCUCAACCGGCAUUUAUGGAUUCCCCAAUGAGCCUGCUUCCGUCAUUGCCCUCAGCACCAUUAAGGAAUGGCUGGCCAAGAAUCAUCACGAGGUGGAUCGGAUCAUCUUCUGUGUCUUCUUAGAAGUGGACUUUAAAAUCUACAAAAAGAAAAUGGGCGAGUUUUUCCCUGCAGAUGAUAAUAAUGAAGAAGAUGUUGAUGUGAAAGAAGAUUCAGAGGUGUUAGAGCCAAAAGGCCUCUCGCCACCCCACAAGAAGAGCAAAGCAAAGAAGCCAGAAUGUUCCAAAGACUCCAGUGAAGAUGGUGUCAAUGUUGAAACAGUGCCCAACCCUGCUUCAGAAGAGACCAUUGAAGUCUGUAAAGAUGAAGAUUCUGCAAAGGAUGACAGUAUUACAAAAGACAAUGAAGUAACAGAUCAUUCUGUGUGUGACCAAGAUCAUCCCAAUGGACAAGAGCAUGAUUCAAUGAAGAAUGAAAUAAAAAUUGAGGCAGAGUCCCAGAGCUCACAUAUGGAAACUGAAGAGCUUUCAACAAACCAAGAAGAUGCCACAACUGUGGAGCCACCAGAAGUGAUCCUGCUAACAGAUGACCAAGAGGAAGAGGAAGGUGAAAAAGCUCAAGGCGAGAACACACCCAGUGUUUCUGCACAAAACGAAGGUUCUGGCUACACAGAAAACUCUCCAAGUCCUGAUGUUGAAAUGAAUAGUCAGGUUGACAGUGUAAAUGACCCAACAGAGAGUCAGCAAGAAGAUUAACUAAUAGGGGCACAAGAUGAAGCAAAGGAACAAAGAAAUGGAAGUAGAUCACACUCCUCCGCAUCGCAGUCCUCUCCUGGCCCUGGGGGGU